UCCUCUUAAGACAAAAAAAAAAAAAAAAAACCUGAAUGCAGUAAGCCUACAGAAGAUUGAUUUUCACUUUGGAUUUUGAACUCAGAUAUUCAAAUACAAAAACACAUGGGCUUCUCAUCAAACACUAGUAGCCCUGUCUGUAUGUAAGACAUAAGUUACCGUGGCUGGGUCAUUCCAAGUCCUUUAUUUCCCAUUAUUUCCUUUUGAGCUCCAUAGAGGGACAGAAAAAUGAACCAGGCAAGAUGGAGAGAUCUAAACUUCAAAGGAACAUGGCAUUUUAAUGUUGUGACAAAAUGAAAAGAAUGAGUGUAUGAACCUUCUGAGCAAAAUGUUCAGGAAACCUAUUUUGCCAAUAAUUUUUCUUCUUGUGAAAUGCUCAGGAUUGCUGGAAAAAGCCAGACUCUAUUUAACAAGGAAACCACUGCCAUCUCUGGAAGAAAGGAAGAAGUACGAUUAUGAAUUUGCAACUUCCACCUCAUUCCACGGGGUACACAAUAUUGUUCGUACCCAGAGCAGGACACACAAGACACUAUGGAUGUUAGUUGUCGUGGGCUCCAUUAUCCUUGUCGCCUGGCAAAUCUGCAAUCGUUUCAUCAACUAUCUCAGCUGGCCCACCACAACUUCAGUGGUAGUUCAAUACGUGGAAAAAAUUGAGUUUCCUGCUGUAACUUUUUGUAAUCUGAACAGGUUCCAAACGCAAGCAGUAGCUAACCUGAGCAUCAUUUUCUUCCUGUGGAGCAUAGUUUCUGGAGUUCUUCAUUUCUUUGAUACUGAUAACAAAUUCAACCAGGAGUUUACCGAUUUCCUUCAAGGGAAUCAAAAUUUCAGCAUCAAAGAAUUUACAAGGAAUAAUGGCUUCUUUCUCAACGACACUACAUUGCUGAAUUGUGAAUAUUUUGGGAAGCCAUGUUACCCAAAGGACUUUGAGCACGUCUUCACUGAAUAUGGAAACUGCUUUACUUUCAACCAUAUUAACAUUCCAGCAAAAAGAAGAGUGAGUGUCUCUGGAAGAGGCUUGAGUUUGCUAUUUGAUGUCAACCAGGCCAAGUUUACUGAUGACCCUGCUCUUGGUUUUGUUGAUGCUGGCAUCACCUUUGCUAUCCAUUCACCAAAAGAACCUCCUCGAUUUGAUGGUUUAGGUGUAGCUACCCCAGUAGGAAUGCAUGCUCACGCUGCUAUACGACAGGUGAAGACAAUUAUCCAAGAACACCCAUGGGGAGAAUGCAACCCAAAUAUCAAGCUUCGGCACCACAAGAUCUAUAGCACCUAUGGAUGUCUACAAGAGUGCAAGUCGCAGCAUAUACAAAAGCGGUGUGAAUGCGUGCCAUUCAUGUUACCAGGAAAUGGCCCAGAAUGUGACAUGGAAAAAUUUUACAACUGUGUGUCUCCUAUGCUGUAUAACAUAGAACUCACGGGAUCGUGUUCAGUAGGAACAUAUAAUUCCACCUGCCCAGUACCUUGUGAGGAAACAGAUUAUCCAACCACUAUUUCCUAUUCAACGUUUGCGAGUGAAAAGGCUUUGAAAUUUCUUUCCACAAAGCUGAAGAAAAGUCCAGAAUAUAUCAGGAAUAACUUAGUAUAUAUUGACAUCAAGUAUCAUGAUUUGAAUUACAAAAUGACCCAACAGCAGAAGGCAUUGAGUAUAUCUGAAUUGCUUGCUGAUGUCGGUGGUCAACUUGGUUUAUUUUGUGGAGCCAGCAUGAUUACUAUCAUAGAGAUUGUUGAGUACAUUUUCACCAAUUUCUGUUGGGCGUGUGUCUUCUUUUUACUGAAAGCACCAGAGAUGCCUAACUGGAAUGCAUCCGAUCAGAAUCCACAAACACACAAGAGAAGAAUACAAGAAUGUUAAGGGCUUGCAGAAAGAGAAUGAAAGAUGAACCUUUCUUGUAUGUAAACGACUUUGUUUUUUAAAGGUAACGCAGGGGAAUGUAGUGUUCAGUUCUCUUGCGUCACUCCAAAAUUCAAUUACUAGAGAAAACAGAUUUGUUCAUCCUGGAAAGGUACUUUUUCAGAAGGCUGGGCAGAAGUGGGGCAAAGGUGAAGAGCUGUGCAAAUCUGGCCUCUAGUGCUUUGCACUGAACACUAGCCUCAGUGUUGUGCUACUUGUGUUUUGGAAGGGCAGGGCACGCAUUCACUCCUCUACCAUGCCUAGAGGAUCACUGCCCAGAAAGUGGAUGAAGCUGAAUGACCACAACUGCGAUCACUCCCAUCAAAUCUGGGAAUGAAUUGGAGGGUAUGUUAAUUUUGGAACUGUCAUAAUAAAGAAUCUUUAUCCCUAA
Molecule: messenger RNA, 2279 nt
Organism: Elgaria multicarinata webbii
Lineage: Eukaryota; Metazoa; Chordata; Lepidosauria; Squamata; Anguidae
Gene: ASIC5
Product: acid sensing ion channel subunit family member 5
Exons: 11
Coding region: 311-1849 (512 amino acids)
Biological process (GO): sodium ion transmembrane transport
Cellular component (GO): plasma membrane
Molecular function (GO): ligand-gated sodium channel activity
Source: RefSeq, a predicted model, not a curated record